Molecule: messenger RNA, 404 nt
Organism: Plutella xylostella (diamondback moth)
Lineage: Eukaryota; Metazoa; Arthropoda; Insecta; Lepidoptera; Plutellidae
Source: RefSeq, a predicted model, not a curated record
CAUCACUACUCACGUUAGUGGACCUCUCGCGCAUACAACGAAACAACGUAUUAUCAGGCGAAAUGAAAAAGUCUUUAUUUACAAUGAAGUUGGCUGUGAUUUUAGGCCUUGCGUUUUUGGUGGCAUUAUCCACGGCUGCGCCGCAGACCAAUCAUAGUAGAGGAUGCUAUUAUAUUAAUGGAAGAUGCGUGAAGGACUGCGAAGAAGGCACGCACGCGUACGCGGUGGGCUGCGCCACAGUGAUGUCGGAGCCCACCUGCGCGCAGCCCACGCCGGCGUCGCGCGGGCUCAUCUGCGACUUCUCCGCGUGCUACUGCGACGCGCCCACCGUCCGGCACGAGGGCACCGACAAGUGUGUGAGGCUGGAGGACUACGAUAAGGUGGAAUAAAUGGAUGCCCCUAUC